AUGCCGAUGCCCUUACCACCAAUAUAUUCAUUUCCACCACUCUAUACACGACAGCCUAAUUCGAUUAUUAGAAGACAACAGAUAAGUUCAUGGAUGGAUCUUAUUUUGCAGUAUGCAAAAUCACAUAAUGCAUGGUGUAUGUCAGCUGAAGGUAGUAUAGUAACAGAAGGAUCAGAAUCCGUACAAGAGAGUAUAUUUGUUAAUAAUGAAAUCGAAAGAUCAGUGCCCCAGGUAUUUAUCAAUGAAAUCUGGUCCACCAUGUGCCAGGAAGGUAAAGCCAUAGGUACAGAUAAGGGUAAAAAAGAGUCACCUACUUACUAUAUCCUCUGGAGAACGGUAGACUCUUGGGCGUCACUAAUAUUACAAUGGUUCGAAAGUGCUGGAAAACUACAACAAGUGGUUACUAUCUAUGAAUUGUCACAGGGUGAUGAGAGUAUUGGUUGGGAAUUCCAUGGUAUGCCCGAACCGCUCACUGCUGAUUGUUUAAAACCUCUAUGCCACCGACACAGGGCUACGAUAGUGAAUGAUGAGUACGGUAAACCCGUAGCUGUCAAAGUUGUAUAA
Zygosaccharomyces rouxii is the source of this 564-nucleotide messenger RNA. RefSeq names its product ESCRT-II subunit protein VPS25 (gene VPS25). The record is from RefSeq and is a predicted model, not a curated record. NCBI's taxonomy places the organism in Eukaryota, Fungi, Ascomycota, Saccharomycetes, Saccharomycetales, Saccharomycetaceae. The coding region runs from base 1 to 564 and encodes 187 amino acids. Gene Ontology annotation, biological process: protein transport to vacuole involved in ubiquitin-dependent protein catabolic process via the multivesicular body sorting pathway. Gene Ontology annotation, molecular function: structural molecule activity; protein homodimerization activity. Gene Ontology annotation, cellular component: ESCRT II complex. The transcript has a single exon.